UUCCAUCAAGGUGAAGCAAUGCAAAGUGGUGUUGAAGUAACACAAUUUUUUUGAAGGUCUCGUUCCAGCAUUACAAUGAAUAGUCAAUCCAUUUCACAGAGCCAUUCCUUGUUGGUCAAUCACAGAUCGUUUACAACUCACAAAUAGCUACUUCCAAGUAAUACGAGGGUUCCAGAGUGUGUUUUUCAUACUGAAGCAAUGAGACUAGUGUGUAAUCUUACUGCAGAGAGACAUUUUUACUUUGAAAAUAGCAUUUAGAUUUUCAGCACAGCAUUGUUUGGAUUUGGUCUCGUUCCCAACUCCGGACUGACGGUUCAGUUUUUGGGUUAACAGACUUAACAAAGUAAAAUGUGACACAAGAUAAUUAGUCAGAUAAUUAUUUUCGUACUUUACUUUAAAUGUAAAAUGAUUAACGUAAAUGUUAAUUAGCGGAUUAACAGUUUGGGGCCCAGCUCUGGUUAGGUGUUAGGACUAAGUUGAGUUUAGGCAUGGGUAGGGUUUGAUUAAUGUAAGGGAUUAUGUCUAGGUUAGGGGGAAUGUGUAUUUCUGGUUUCGGUUUCAGUUCCCCAGAUGAAUAGAAAAUCUUUUCAGAAUAGGUUUUAAUAUUUGAAUUUUCCCAUUUGGUAAAAUCAUGUUUUUUAUUUUUUCUAGUCUAUAUGGGGUAAAGGUUAGAGGUUAAGUUGGGGAUUAGUGUUAAAGAUUCAUUCCAGGACAUACCUCAGCCUUGUAUUUCCAAGUUUGAAAAGGAAGUAAUUUUAAUUGCGUUGGGCGUAUGUCAGCAAAUACAAAAUAUUUAUUUCACAGAUUGCUUUUCAAUGAACAAUAUUAAAGCACUUUUAAAACAUCUAAAAGAAAUGCAGGGUUCUGGCUUUGCCAGACCUUAAGUUGGAUGAUGGUCAGCUAACGGGUACUGGAAUAGAGUGUUGAUGGUACAUCUAGACAGAAUCGUCAUUCACACAGACCCAGAUUUCUUUACCCGAUAUGUUAACCAUGUCUCUAUUUUAAUUUGGCUUGUACUAAAAGCAAUAGAAGUGUAGGACCUGCCUUGGUGAAGCUUCAGCAGCUGUAUGCGCAGCACCUGAAAGACAAUCACACAUCCGUAGUAGGAGGUAGAGACAACCUAUGAGAUGAGCGUCAUUCUCUCACCUCAGGGUCUGCAUUUCAGAAACCAAGGCAGGUGGCCUAAAAACAAUCUGGUGUAGAAUCCUCCUGGUGCAUCAGAAGUCCAGAACAUACUGUAGUAACUUAGUUACUACAAUUUUCGGGGACCAGUUUAGGUUUGACAGUGCCACUUUCCCAACCAGUGGUCAGAAAUCACAGAAUGCAUCUUUAAGGUUAGGUUUUUUUGGUGUUAGGAUUAGUACGCAAGAGUUUUACAAUUUGGAUUUUGAGGGUUAGGGUUAUAGACUUGCUCAGUCAUGUUAUGUGUUAGGUUUAAAAUGGAACCAUCUUUAUUGACAACUUGUCAAAUCAUUGAAAAUCAAUAUAUUCAUUGUCAGUCAUUUAUUGUAAUGUUAUUUUGUGUCUUCUACUGAUUGCAGUCGAUUUCCACAAGGAUUAUCUUAUGCAGUGGUCUUCAUCAUAACCGAGAACAUGGGCAACAACGGUGCUGCACACACAGCUUAACGGAAGAAGGAUGUUCUAAACAAAUGGGCGAGACAGACAUAAUUCACCUAUGUGGCGGUCUGACUAAGUGGUGUUGCCUGCUAUUCAUGCUGUAACAACCUGAUUGGACCGGCACAUGUGGGUUUGCCCGCAUGGGGGGAGGACAGCAAGCUGAAGUCUGAAGGAGCCUCUGCAGGGUCUGAACCCAUUGUGGGCAUUGUGACUACAACCCUUCAAACAGGCAUCGGCAGCAGAUGAGGUUGUGUUCUCAAAUACACUGUCAUGCACGACAAUUGAAAUUCUAGCGGCUAAUCAACACUUGAUGCAUUCGGGGACACGUUUUGAAUGCACUUGGACAAAGAGCAGAAUUUUACAAAACUCACUUGGUAAAGAAUCUUUGUAUCUUUUCUGUGGACCUUUUUUGCUCAUAUUUUGCGGACUGAAAAUUGGACCGUAUGUCUUUUUGCUACAUCCAGCGAUCAAAUAUACCAUAAAUUCAGUGACAUUCCUCAAUCAAAGUAUCAUGUUUUAUCAGACAAACCCAUCUGGGUAAGGCUACACCAAACCUGUGGGGAAAUUGACACUUGUUUUACUGAUCAGCUCAGCUCUUGGCUUGGUUUGAGGUAGGGCCACAGCCGACAGAAGAGGAUUAUUGCAAUUGUACCAUACCCACAAACUCAAUGGGCCAGAUGGUGCCAUUUCUAAAGCUCGAUCAAUCAAAAGAUUGGUGAGCUGCCACAAGUGGCUGCACAGUUCUCUCUUCAAUUAUUCAUCGGAUCGACAGUGAACGAGAAAAAGGGGAAAGUUAAUGAGAGAGAAGUGACGGAUGCUGAAUAAAAAGAAGAGGUUCACCGGUAAGAAAGUUGACCAAUAAGAGUUUCUGACCAUCUGAGGUAAAAACGAAAAGCUGAAGCUUAAAAAGGGAAAGUGGUUUCCGACAGAGCCUUAAGUGUCUCGAACUUGCAGAUUGCAGUUGUAGCAAAGAAGUAGGCCUUGAAGCAACAAAGAAGUUGAAGCAGACCGGGGUAAUAAGGCUCACAUUCAGGUGGAAGUCUUAAGACAUCGAAAGAAGCUGUCAUGGUCAACACUGGCAUGCAGUUGAUCAGCUUUACCUGUGCGGUGACAGGCUGGAUCAUGGCCAUCGCCGUGACGGCUUUACCUCAGUGGAAGGUGUCGGCCUUCAUCGGCAGCAACAUCCUCACCUCCGAGAUCAGCUGGGAGGGUAUCUGGAUGACCUGCAUCUACCAGACCACAGGCCACAUGCAGUGCAAGACCUACGACUCCAUGCUGGCCCUGCCCCCGGACCUCCAGGCGGCUCGUGCCCUCAUGUGCGUUUCCAUCUUCUUGGGCUGGCUGUCUUGUACGGUGUCCUGCUGCGGCAUGAAGUGCACCACAUGCGCCGGUGAGGACCGCCAAACUAAGGCAAGCAUCGCUCUAUCCGGCGGCGUGCUAUUCAUCCUGACGGGUCUGUGUGUUCUGGUGCCCGUCUCUUGGACCGCAAACACGGUGGUCCAGGACUUUUACAGUCCAAACGUGCCCAUCAUGCACAAGCGAGAGCUGGGCCAGGCUAUCUACCUGGGCUGGGCGUCUGCGGUUAUUCUGAUGAUCAGCGGGGCUGUACUGAGCAGCACUUGCCCCCACAUUGAGAGAGGAGGAGGUGGGUAUCACCGGGGCUACAUGGGUCGUAGCUUUCCUAUCUCACGCCCCUCCCCCCUUGCACCAGACCCUCCAAAGCCUAUCAGUUCCAACAGCGUACCACUAAAGGAAUAUGUUUAACGGGAGCAAUGUGGAGACAAAUGUAAACCCGAGUUGGAGGAGAGGAAUGAGCGAGGCUGUGAAUGAGAAGAUGGAGUACAAGGCUAGAGAAAAAUGUUGUAAAAUGAAUAGGGUUUGAUUUAUAAUCAAGUGGUGACUAUAAGCAGUGGAUUUCAAACAACCUUGCAGUUACCGUUCUCUCUUAAUUGUGAGCUUGAUGCACUUACAUGUUUCUGUGUAUUUAUUUACAACAUAUACUAUUUAUUCAAAUGUAUGUAUUUUCUUUAUCUCAUCAUAUUGUUUGAAACCAUCAUGCCAUUCUUUAUAUCAUUGGUACUAUAUUCAUUGACUUUAUUACGGUACAUAGACUUUGCAGUUGUUCCUGGGCACACCCUCAACCCAGUGUAAGGGCAGGCGACCCUGCAUCAGAAACAUCUGUUCUUGUGUUGUGUCUUGUGUUGUGACAGUUGGAGUGAUUUCCCCUUGCACAUUUUUUCUCCACUGGCUGGAUUGUUACAGAGAAUAUACUUCAUUGAGUUUGUGAAGUCCAAAAUAAAGAAUCAACUGUU
Messenger RNA from Esox lucius (northern pike), 3929 nucleotides. RefSeq names its product claudin-4. Bases 2683 to 3381 code for a protein of 232 amino acids. Gene Ontology annotation, molecular function: structural molecule activity. Gene Ontology annotation, biological process: bicellular tight junction assembly; cell adhesion. Lineage: Eukaryota; Metazoa; Chordata; Actinopteri; Esociformes; Esocidae. Gene Ontology annotation, cellular component: bicellular tight junction; plasma membrane. The record is from RefSeq and is a predicted model, not a curated record. The transcript is spliced from 2 exons.